Messenger RNA from Parathielavia appendiculata, 1911 nucleotides. RefSeq lists its product as uncharacterized. The transcript has 2 exons. The record is from RefSeq and is a predicted model, not a curated record. The coding region runs from base 103 to 1890 and encodes 595 amino acids. Lineage: Eukaryota; Fungi; Ascomycota; Sordariomycetes; Sordariales; Chaetomiaceae.
CAUUUCGCUCUCCAACACAAAGCCGAUGCGGUGCGCUACACACCCUCAACGUGAUUAACUCGUCUUCAACAUACACCGCUCUGAACCUUGAUUCAACAAUCAAUGUCACUGCCCCCUGGCGUGAGUGAGACUGGGGUCGUUUCCGUGGCGGACUGGAUCCCACCGCCGAUCGAACAACUCAACUUUACACGCAACUGCGACCUCGUCAAGGAAUUCUACGGAAGCUGGUUCCAACGACUUGUCGAACUAGGACCAGGCGAGGAUAAAUAUGCACUCUACGACCUGCCCUUCAGUGACAUGGAACCGUCCUUUUUCGUGGCAGACUCAGUCGACAGCAAGGCCGCCGAAGCUUACUUCCGAAAUGCCCUCCCCCCAGAGAUGCAAAAUGUGCCGAGCUACGGCCAGAUGCUCGACUGGGAGUUGGCCCUGCGCACCAACUUUUCUCAGUCGCUCCCGGCUCUCGCCGCUCUGAGGCCGCCGCCUGAUUCCGGCCCGCUAGAAUGGUUUCUCAACGACAGCUAUCAGGCUCCCUACUUCACUCGUGUCAUCCGUGAUCCCGGCCAGACUUGCCAGCGCGAGGCCUGCAGCAGCUUUCGGUGGGACCGACUGAUCGACAUCAACGGCCCCGGCAUGUACAUUGUGUACUGGUUCCAGGUCGUCAGCAUGCUCCUGGCUUCGGCCGUCGUCGUCUACGAGCUCUGGCUGACGCGAUCGAGGACGCUACGGCAAUGCCGGUCGGUGCGGCAUCCGGCGUACCGCUGCUUUCGCCGCACUCUAGAUUCGAUUAUACAAGGGGCAGCUUUUUUCUUUGCCGCAGCGCCAUUUGCUCUGUUUGUCGACUACCAAAGGAAAGGGCCGCACUUUUUCCCUCCGAACGACCAAAACAUUGCCCUCGUCAUCUCAAGUCUGUCUCUUGUGAUGUUGUUCUGGUCAUGGCGGGUCAACCGUUGCUUCGCGGCCAUCGACUUAGUCAAGGGAGGGUCUCUCGUCGACUCACAGCUUAGCGAUCUUCCUCUCGUCUGCUUCGUCAUCGCCGUUCCCUCUGUAGGAUUGCUGCAGUGGAUUCGCGCAGGCACGGCUACAUCUACAUCUACAGCCAUUGAUGCUUUCAACUUUGACGGCUUCAGCGGCUUGAUUUGCGGAGGCGUCCGGCGUCACAUGCAGAUAUAUUACGAGACAGAUACCCCGGGACGUGCCAACACCAACCCCCUUUUCAUCACCACGCGACUCGCCAUCACCGUCUUCUCUUACGCAGCCGCUCGGUUCUUUUGGGAAGGACUUGCCGUACGCUCAGCAGUAGCAAGAUUUUCCCCUUGGGAGAGGUUUAGGAACCAUUAUGCGCUAGUGGUCAACGACGCUCUCAUGUCCCCCACCGACCCGACGCGACCCCUGUGGCAGCGAGUCGACAGAGAGCUCGACAGCGUUGCAAAUGCCAUCUACCAAGACCCAAGAACGAGCGCACACAUUUGGCACCUGGGAUACGGCGAGAUGAUUGGCAGCUCGGCCGUCUGUCUGUAUGCCCUGAUAUCAUACAAUCCAUGGCGAGCCGUACAAGUCGAAUGGCGCCAAUCGGGCGAAGAAUGGAACCUCGGUCAGAUUCUAGCCCUGGUAACGCUGGCCCCGACGGUUGUGAUGCUUCUAACAUCUUUUGAGUUCUCAGUCGCUAAGUUUCCUGUUGUCGUGGUAGAAAAGGGUCCAUUAGUUGGAGCUGGGACGGUGGGUCAAGAGGAAGUGAAUGUGCUAGUCUUUCUACGUAACUACAAGCGACGUUGGGUAGCACGGCGUCUUAUUAAUCUAUAUAGAAGGCAAUUUGAGGGGCAAGGGCACGAGAUGAAUGAUGUAAUAGAUAGAAGGGCUCUCCUGCCUCAACCCGUAUCACGAUGGGGAUGAGAGAGAGAGGGAAUAGACCCU